This is a messenger RNA of Glycine soja, 1863 nucleotides long. Its product is annotated as 5'-nucleotidase SurE-like. The transcript is spliced from 10 exons. NCBI's taxonomy places the organism in Eukaryota, Viridiplantae, Streptophyta, Magnoliopsida, Fabales, Fabaceae. The record is from RefSeq and is a predicted model, not a curated record. Gene Ontology annotation, molecular function: nucleotidase activity. The coding region runs from base 343 to 1470 and encodes 375 amino acids.
UUAAUAACUAAUUAGAUCUCGAAAUCGAAAUCUUACAGACUAAACAAUGGUUACCAAAUACCAAUCCCAGUUUCAUUACUCUUUAUUAUUUCAAAUCUAAAAUCCCCUUUUCUCCUUAAGUAGUUAAAGUUAAUUAAGUCGUGUUUCCACGUAAACGGCGUUAGAAGCGCCUCUAAUUCUAGUAUCAUCAUCAUCAUCAUCAUCUAUUCUUUCUUUCUUUCUUUCUUCAUUUUCAGCGUUUUAUUGCCCCCUCCUCUUCCUUCUAAUUCUUUCUUUCUCUUUCGUUAGUUAGGGUUUUCCAAAUCCAUCGUCGUUUUCAACCCUUAACGACGCCGUUUCAAGAUGAUGCCCCCGGGACUCGUUUCCAAUCUCCAAGAAGUGCUUCUCAACCGAAAAGGCGAUUCCAAUUCGAAUUCGAAUUCAAAUAAUGCAGAGCAGCAUGAACAAUCCAGCGAGAACUCGGAGCCUGUUGAAUUCGACGCCUCGAAGCCAAUUGUGUUGGUGACGAACAGUGAUGGCGUCGAAUCCCCUGGCCUCACGCACCUCGUUGAAGCUCUCGUUCAACAAGGCCUUUACAAUGUCCACGUCUGCGUUCCUCAAUCGGACAAAUCGGUUUCGGCGCACUCCGUAACGCUCCGAGAAACUAUUGAAGCUGCUUCUGCCAAAAUUAGUGGCGCCACCGCCUUUGAGAUUUCAGGAACUCCUGUGGAUUGUGUUUCGCUAGCGUUAUCUGGAGCGUUGUUUUCGUGGUCUAAGCCUAUGCUGGUUAUUAGUGGGAUUAACCGCGGAUCAAACUGUGGUCAUCACAUGUUCUACUCAGGGGUUGUUGCCGGAGCUAGGGAAGCGUUGUUAUGUGGUGUACCGGCAUUAUCAAUAUCAUUAAAUUGGAAGAAGGAUGAAAGUCAGGAAAACGAUUUCAAGGAUGCUGUAUCAGUCUGUUUACCAUUAAUAAACACAGCUAUUAGGGAUGUUGAAAAGGGAACUUUUCCCAAAAGCUGCCUUUUAAAUGUAGAAAUUCCGACAUCUCCUUUGAGUAACAAGGGCUUCAAAUUAACCAAGCAAAGUAUGUGGAGAUCCACUCCAAACUGGCUAGCUGUUUCCACCAGCCGUUAUCCAACUGGUCAUUUCUUGGCCAAUCAAGGGGGCCUUGGUCUUCAGUUUGCACAGCUUGGCCGAGAUGCUUCUGCAGCUGGUGCAGCUCGUCGAUUGGCUACACAGAAGAAGAAUUUGGAGAUUAUUGAAUCAAUGGGAGCUGCAGGGAAAUCUGAUCCCAACAGGGUGAAGAAGUAUUUCAGACUAGAGUUUCUGGACAAUCAGCAGGAGGAAGAAGUAGACGAAGAUCUGGAUUACAGAGCACUUGAAAGUGGAUAUGUCGCAGUGACUCCGCUGUCUAUUUCUCCUCAUAUUGAGACUGUUAUUCAAAUGGCAGCUUCUGAUUGGAUUUCUGCUGUGCUUCCUGGUGAACAAUAAAUUUGGUAUGAUUGUGUACAUUUGAGAUUUAUGAUGAUUCUUUUUUAUUUUUUUCUUAAAGCAAAGAUGGAGCAGAAGCGGUAGUCACACCUAUUCAAUAGUGGAUUUCCACUUGUACUAUUUUUCUUUUUCUAUAUUUUUUGUUCCCUUCUUCAUUGUUUCAGUUCCUUUUGGUGACUUAGUUGUUUCUGAUUUGAAGCAAAUGCUUCUUGUAAUUUCUUGGGCAUAUUUUAGAAAAAUGCCAUUUCGUCUGUUUGUAAUAUCUAUUACUAGCAAAAACACGGGAGCAGCUGUAAUUUUCCGUUGUUUUUUUUUUUUUUGAAGAUAGUUAAGCCCUGGAUUGAUGAUUUCUUAUCCUGACUAAAAUACAUUGGUUACAAGUUAGUUGCACUA